UGCUGCUCGCUUCCCAUUCUUCCUAUGCAGACAGACACACAACAUGGCGGACUAGAAUAGUCGGCCGACGCGCCCGGAUACAGCGGAUAAACCGUGGGAUUUAACACCCAGGAAGGCCAAGAAAGUACACUCGGACGGGACGAUAAGUUAGGACGAAUCGAGGAUUUUAAGCGGGGGUGCCGUCCUCGCCUGGAUUUAGCAGCUAAACUGACUGUGAAGUGUUGGCUGUGUGUCCCAGAUCGUGCUUCCCUCCUCUGCUAUCACCCAGGUCCCCCCACCCCGCUCACACUCUCGGUUCCUGGGGUGUGGAGACAGGGGCCGGGGUUGAAAAACGUGGAAGAGAAGGAGAGGAUAAAUUCCUGCUUGGCUCUGGUUUCUCUCCCCCCCACCCCACCUCAGGUUUCCUCUGGGCGCUACAGGAGUUGUGGACCACGCUGUGCGAAUGAGUGAUUGAUGCCAACUUCGCUUCUUCAGGGCAGAAUGGGUGUGUGUCCCCUGCUCCUGCUGCUCGGUGUAGCCCUCGGGGCCUCAGCCCAGGAUCAUGUCCCCAUCACAAGUCCUCCGAAUAUCACUGCCAAACCCACAGACCCCCCUACUGCACCCUUCCUCAACUUUACAGUUGCACGCACACAAGCCCCCAUGGGCCCACGCACAACGCUCGCCCCCGCAGUAGUCAUCCCAGUAACGACAAUAACAACAACAACAACCACAAGCCCAGCUGGUGAGGAGGACGUACAAGGGGCUGGUCCCAAUGGCUCCAGGCGUUUGUCACCAGUCCCUGCUCCCACAUCUCCAGCUCCAAGUGAUGCCUCUCUGGCACCACGGAGCACUCAGCCUCCCCCUCCUCCCACCCUGGCGGGGGGAGACAACGAGACCACAGCCAUUCCUCCAGACACCCCGACUCCAGAUUACACUGAUGAGGAUUUAUUCAGUGUGGAGCCAGAGACCACCACAGAACCUGGGAUGGGCUUCACCUCAGACACGAGCCCACAUGACACCACCCAUUCCGAUGACAUGGCGAUUAUUGCGGUCAUGGUGGCCCUGUCGUCUCUGCUGGUCAUCAUCUUCAUCAUCAUCAUCCUCUACAUGCUCAGGUUUAAGAAGUACAAGCAGGCAGGAAGCCAUUCAAACUCCUUCAGACUGACUAAUGGCAGAUCAGAUGAUACAGAACUCCAGAGCGUCCCGCUAUUGGCCCGUUCGCCCAGCACAAACAGGAAGUACCCGCCCCUCCCUGUCGACAAACUUGAGGAAGAAAUGAACCGUCGCAUGGCUGAUGACAAUAAGCUCUUCAGGGAGGAGUUUAAUGCGCUGCCAGUGUGUCCCAUCCAGGCAUCGUGCGACGCUGCUUCCAAGGAAGAGAAUAAAGAAAAGAACAGAUAUGUCAACAUCCUGCCAUAUGAUCACUCCAGGGUGCAUCUCUCAUCUCUAGAAGGAGUCCCAGACUCUGACUUCAUCAACGCCUCCUUUAUAAAUGGUUAUCAAGAGAAGAAUAAGUUUAUUGCAGCUCAAGGGCCCAAGGAGGAAACUGUAAAUGACUUCUGGCGGAUGAUCUGGGAGCAGAACACAGCCACCAUUGUCAUGGUGACCAAUCUGAAGGAGAGAAAAGAGUGUAAGUGUGCCCAGUACUGGCCGGACCAGGGCUGUUGGACAUACGGGAACAUCCGAGUGUCUGUAGAAGACACCAUGGUUCUGGUGGACUACACCAUCCGCAAGUUCUGCAUCCAACAGGUGGGAGAUGUGUCUGGGAAGAAGCCUCAGAGGCUCGUCACCCAGUUCCACUUCACCAGCUGGCCAGACUUCGGGGUGCCCUUCACCCCUAUUGGCAUGCUCAAGUUCCUCAAGAAAGUCAAGAAUUGUAACCCCCAUUAUGCCGGGGCCAUUGUGGUCCACUGUAGUGCGGGCGUGGGGAGGACAGGUACCUUCAUUGUGAUCGAUGCCAUGUUGGACAUGAUGAUCGCUGAGAGGAAGGUGGACGUGUUUGGCUUCGUCACCAGGAUCAGAGCCCAGCGCUGUCAGAUGGUCCAGACUGAUAUGCAGUACGUGUUCAUCUUCCAGGCGUUGUUAGAGCACUACUUGUACGGAGACACAGAGCUGGAGGUGACCUCUCUGGAGUCCCACCUGGCCAAACUCUACGCCCCCUCACCUGGAGCUGGCUGCAGUGGUCUGGAGGCUGAAUUCAAGAAACUGACAUCCAUCAAGAUUCAGAAUGACAAGAUGAGAACAGGCAACCUGCCGGCCAACAUGAAGAAGAACAGAGUCCUGCAGAUCAUUCCAUAUGAGUUCAACAGAGUGAUCAUUCCAGUCAAACGAGGAGAGGAGAACACCGACUACGUCAAUGCCUCUUUCAUUGAUGGCUACCGUCAGAAGGACUCUUACAUGGCGAGCCAGGGCCCCCUGCAGCACACCAUAGAGGACUUCUGGAGGAUGAUCUGGGAGUGGAGAAGCUGCUCCAUAGUCAUGCUCACUGAGCUGGAGGAGAGAGGGCAGGAAAAGUGUGCUCAGUAUUGGCCCAGCGAUGGAGUAGUGGUCUAUGGGGACAUCUCCAUCGAGAUUAAAAGGGAGGAGGAGAGUGAGAGCUACACGGUUCGUGACCUCCUGGUCACCAACAACAGGGAGAACAAGGCCCGAGCAGUACGUCAGUUCCAUUUUCAUGGCUGGCCAGAGGUGGGCAUCCCCACUGACGGGAAAGGCAUGAUCAACAUAAUUGCUGCGGUGCAGAAACAACAGCAGCAGUCUGGCAACCACCCCAUUACUGUGCACUGCAGUGCUGGUGCUGGCCGGACGGGGACUUUCUGUGCGUUGAGUACAGUCCUGGAGAGGGUGAAGGCAGAGGGCAUCCUGGAUGUCUUCCAGACAGUCAAGAGCCUCAGACUGCAGAGACCACACAUGGUGCAGACACUGGAGCAGUACGAGUUCUGCUACAAAGUGGUCCAGGAGUAUAUCGAUGCCUUUUCUGACUACGCCAACUUCAAGUAGGGACUUGCCAUGGAUGGAUGAAUGGAUGGAUGUCCGCAUACACUUCAUACGAGCAUAUGCACGCACCAGAACACACACACACAUACAUUACCAUGCAGAAAAGCUGCAUAUUCCCAUCUGAUGGAUUUUUUUAAAAAGCAAAGACUGAUCACAACUUGAUCUGCGGAUGGGAUAAACUGCCCGCAGGAAAAGGGAACAGAGGCCUCGGCCCGGAGGACAGGGCAGCGCAGUUGGACAGAGAAAAUAACUGAGAUGCCUUCUUGAAUAUUUUGUAAUAUUGGUCUUGUUAAUACAGCCCUUCACCCCUAUUUGCUUCCCAUCUCUCCCCCAUAUGUAUAUAUACUUACUGUGUUGCAUCUUAUUACUUUGGUUUCAGACACAGUUUUGAGUUUGGCUGCAUUUUCGGGUGGCACCUGUAAUGUAUUUUAUUGGUAUAUAUAUAAAUAUAUAAAUAUAUAUGAAUAUAAAUCUAAUGCUUUGGAGGCUAAUGUAAAAAAAAAAAAUCCAGAGUCAAAGUAAUGAUGUUUGGAUUUUAAUUUUUUUUUUUUUUUUUUUUUUUUUUACUUUUUAGGGGACAGAGACUUAAAACAUUUUUGGCUUGGCCAGAGCCGUGCUGUAGCAACAUGUGUUGUAGCAGAACGCUGAACAUUUUUCACUAGACGUUCACACAGUACACACACACACACACACACACACACACACACACACAUACACACAUACACGGACUAGACAGCAGAGCCAUUUAUCUUCACACAGAUUCAGUUCAAUCUAUCGAGCCACUUAACAAUUUCUCCUGUUUAAGUUUCAGGGGUUCAAAGGUCACUCAUGAUUGGAGAUCAGAAUCUCUGUGAUGUAGCUCAUCAACUCAGGUUGACAAACACACACACACACACACACACACACACACACAUUAAAUACCAGGAGCCAUUCAUUCAUUUUUUUGAGUACGUGUGUGUGUUUGUUUGAACUGGAGCUUAAGCUGGCAGAGAAGACACAAGUGUGUUUUCACACCACUGUCUUCUAUCUGCCGAGUGCCAAAGUCCUUCACACACUUGGUUAUGCAGCUCUGGAGUCAGAGACCAUGUUUAGACACUCAGUACAAGAAAGCUAUUUUACUGUAACCAACACACUGCUUGACUAUAACAGGAAAUCGGUAACGUAGAAACAAACACACUUUUUUUUUUUUACAGCAUAAACAAAUUAAAGGAGAGUCGGUCGAGCUUAUAUGUUGAAAUUCUAAAGUUAUUUUUUUAUUUUAUUUUAAGGUCUGUUACAGUAUCUGCAGCAAUGUUGAUCAUGUUGGCAAGCCAAAUCACACACACAAUCACGAGUAACUCCAUUAUUGCAUUGUAGAAAUCAACAAAUGUUAUAUACCCAGCAUAUUUCUUUUUCUUGUUUACAGACGCACGUCAGUAUUUCUUGUUGAUUGUAUUCAGCAUUUUUCCCCUCUGGGUUUCCUUUGAGUCUGCCCGAAUUAACCCUCAUUUCUUAUUCCUUCUAUACACUAGCCUCACAUCAUACGCUGUACCGUCACACCUUUACCGAAUGAUUCCCCUGAUGCCGAAGAAUGUCUCUUUUAAUUCGAAUGCUGUUGCUAACAUAUUCCUCAAAAAUGGAUACGUUGUUACUUAAAUAGCGGAGGUGUGCCAUGCCAUGUUUGCUCAGAUUGUUUUUUAAUGGCUGUCCUGUGAGGACACAAAGACUUGAAUUACAGUGGGGGUUUUUUUAUUAUUAUUUUCAGACGGGGUUACAACUGAGGCUAUGUCCUCAGUUGUUAUAAAUGAUGUCAGUUUGCCGCAGGGCUUCAGGUCAGUCGUAGUGUCAACUCGGUCAGCUCAGGAAAUGACUGACGCCAGGAUUGUUUGAAUUCACAAAUUGAACAAAUUCAGCUUUCAGAGGUGACUCACAUUCAAAUGGUUUCGUCUCCCACCACAGGAGUAUUUAGAUAUCAAGCCUUGCCCAGAUUUUAACAGAUUUUAAUGCCAUGAUAUUAAAAAUUAUAUUUCUUUUUAAAGAAUUUUCAAUCUAUUUUAAUUUUGUUUAACGUAGAUUUUAACUGAGAGCAGCCCCAUUAUUGUACAUAACUCGCAUCACACACUAAUAGUCUAAAUCAAACUAACAAUCCCAUAUUUUAUUACUUGUCUUAACAGAAGGAGCACAAUCAAUCCUAAUUUAUUGAUAGCGGAGUUAAAAGUACAUGCUGAAUUUUUAGGAAGGGUGAUUGCGUCAAUGUUGAUUGUUUGAACACUCAUGCACUAUUUGCACCAAAAGCGAAGCCCUUAAAAAAUACAGAACCAAAUAAGAGAUAAGGUCGGGUUAAUUAUUUGGCCUUGAUGUUGAACUAUGGGAAUUAUAUUUGGACUGAAACCCGUUCAGGUCUCAAAGCUCUGGGUUAAGCCUUCUCUAGGGACUUAAAGUAGCAGAUAUUUUAGCUGACCAGUCACUGAAAAUGUGCAUUGUCAUCGUCAUUUCAGGUCUUCAUUCGUUCCAAAGCGUCACAAGUGCCCGCACUUUUAGUUAGGUGCCAUUAUGUGCUUCAUUUAUUUACUUUGUCACUUAUUGGGGUCUUUAAUUCACAGAGGAGGGGAUGCUUUUUGUUUGGCUACUGUGUCUGUGCUUAGAUGACAUGGGUGUGUGUUUGGAUCAUGUGACUUUGUCUCAUUGCAGUUUAACAGCAAAACAUGACACUGUGCCAACCCAUGAGACCCACUAUUUUGCUAAUAGUGAACUUUUAAAAAGUGCCUCACUGGUAGGUUUAAAAAAAAAGAUUACAAACAAUAUGUGGUGCAACUGUUGUCAUCCUAAAUGCUGUCCUUUGCAUUUUCCCAACUUGCAUGUAUUUCCUCAACUAUCACCUGCAGACGGAUGACAAGCCUCUUUUUAUGACAAAUCAAUAGGGCCAAAACCAAGACUGGGUCGGUCAUCCUUCCUUUCACAUUCCCUCCUGCGAACAUACGUAGAUUUCUUGAUUGUGCUGAUCAAACUAACAUUGAGGUCACUUUUUAAAUAUAUUCCAUCUUCAUUUAGUGAUUUCAUUUCAUUCCAUAUCAGUUCAAUGUGGGAUCCAUGACAAGUAAUCAAUUGUGGGUACCCGAAUGUUCAACAAAAAAUUAUAAAUUUGUCUCCAUGAAAAAUUUGAUCUUUUAUGCAUUAUCACUGAGGGAAACCAAACAGUUGUCCCUGUUUCACACCCCUGUGUUCCUGGAGUAUUUUACCAGUGGAGUGUUUUGAACGCCCCAGAGAAUUAAAAUACAGCUCCAUUUCAAGAGCGUCGGACUUGAGGGAGACGACAGUCUGACUUCACUCUUUUUCUUUCCACCUUUUAUGUCCCCUGUCCAAUUCCACUCACAGCUGUCCACUUCCUUUUUCCUCUUUCACUUUGUCCUUGGACCAUUGGACAUUUUCCCCCAGUGGUGACUGCCCACUCCCUUUUGUACAUAAUGUAAGGUUAUUUAUAUUUCAUUCCUGUCUGCUGCCUUGCUUAUUAUAUUUUCUUCUCCCCCCUUCUUCUUUUUUUUUUUUUUUUUUUCAAAAAAGAUGUAUAUUGAACUGUAUCGGGACCAUUUUGAAAUGUAUUAGAGAUGUUUUGUUUUGGCCAUUUUUAAUUUGGUAUAAUUGUCUUAAGCAAAUCCUAUUUUUUAAUUUGCCAGUGUUUGUUUCUAGUGUUUUGUUAUUCAACAUUUGAAUAUAUGUAUAUAUAAUUAUAUAUAUGAUAAAAUUAUAUAUAAUUAUAUAAUGCCAAAUGGCCUUUCUAAGCAAGAUACUGUUCAAACCUAAUAAAGUGCUUGAGAUUUUA
Molecule: messenger RNA, 6772 nt
Organism: Epinephelus moara (kelp grouper)
Lineage: Eukaryota; Metazoa; Chordata; Actinopteri; Perciformes; Serranidae
Gene: ptpra
Product: protein tyrosine phosphatase receptor type A
Exons: 22
Coding region: 454-2976 (840 amino acids)
Biological process (GO): protein dephosphorylation
Molecular function (GO): protein tyrosine phosphatase activity
Source: RefSeq, a predicted model, not a curated record